CGUGACGUGAGUCGUGAACCAGGGAAGAACCAAGAAGCCCGUUUGUUGAAUCUUCAUCGUACAUUAGAGAGAGAGAGAGAGAGAUUGUAGAGAGAGAAAUGGUGGGAAUUGCGGCAGCGAACGUAAUGUCUCAUCUUCUCUCUACAACUACGCAUCCUCUUUCUCUCACUACCUUUCACUCAAACUCUUCACUGGCUCUCAAAAUAGGAGGUGGCCGUCGUCUUCUACGUCUCAGGGUUGCUGGUUCUUCACUUGCUGCGGUCUCUGGGAACCUUACUGGAAGUUAUGAUCCUGAACUUCGAUCCGUGCUUGAAUUGGCAACCGAUUCAGAACUAUACGAAUUGGAGGGCAUUCUUUUUGGUCCAAGCUACUUUAGUCCUUUAAUAAAAUCAAUUGCAAAUGGAGGUGGAGCCGAUGGUUUUGUGCUUGGAGAAGACCAAGAUGCAAGGGAAGAAUUAAUAGAUAUACUUGAGUCUAGAUUCUUGUUUCUAGCAGCCGAUGCCAAAUCUACAUUAAGGGGUUGGAGGCCUUCAUAUAGAAAUGUCUUGCUUGGUGUGAGGAGAAAGCUAAAUGUUCCUUGUUCUAAUAAAUUAUCAACAGAGGAUUUGGAGGCAGAGAUAUUUCUUCAUUUAUUGCAAGAAUAUGUGAGUGAAGAUGCAGAGGUGAACUCUCUCCCUUGGGAUGACCCUAAAUUUUCCAAUAUUCGUCCUGAUGGCCCUUGGCGGCGUGGGCUAAGUCAGUUGAAGCUGCAGUUGCUUGCUGCAUUGAAAGUUGGAGCUGAGGAGCUUACUUCAACGAUGUUGAAGGGAGGUGGAGUUCUGACAUUCGCGAAGAUUUCUCAGUUGUUAGCAAGGAGAUUAUCUGGAAAGAUGCUAAUGGAGGCUGCCAACUAUCAGAUAAAACAAGAAAUUAUCAAGAAGGGUGGACAAUUGGCAGCUGUUAACUUAGAGUCUAGAUUGGCACUGCUUGCUGCAAGACAGGGCGUUGCUUGUGCGGCAUCAAGGUACCUUGGGCUUCGCAGCUUGAUGAUGUUACUUGGUCCAGUGCUCUGGGGAACUUUUCUAGCUGAUGUUGUUAUUCAAAUGAUUGGCACGGACUAUUCAAGGAUCUUACGAGCUAUUUAUGCAUUUGCCCAGAUCCGUCUUACUCGUACAUAUGGGUGGACAUCGAGCAAAAAAUCUAUAGCACGUUAUCACUAAGGAUUUGGACUGUGAGCUUACUAAAGUAUCAGACCCUCAUCAUUAUACUUUUGGCAAGGUCAGGAGUUCAGUUGUGUGUGCUUCCUGUGAGAAUCAUUCAUGACUACCAUGUUAUUUUCUCCUUUUGCCAAAUUAUGUAUUCUUUUCCUUGUAUUGUUUUGAACAAGCAUUAAUUCGUUAACAUGUCAUUUUCUCCUCUCUUGGUUUCGUGAUUUGUUUUGAAUAACUUAUAAUUCAUUUAUGGAAAUACUCUGGGAAAAGACCAAGCCAGAUGUGUCCCCUAAGCACUGGACGGUUGGUUUUUAGUAAAUGUUGAGGAUCUUUCUCAUACUAUAUAUCCAGGAUAAGGAAUUUUGCUUCUU
This is a messenger RNA of Amborella trichopoda, 1561 nucleotides long. RefSeq lists its product as uncharacterized. Lineage: Eukaryota; Viridiplantae; Streptophyta; Magnoliopsida; Amborellales; Amborellaceae. The record is from RefSeq and is a predicted model, not a curated record.